Messenger RNA from Cuscuta europaea, 1576 nucleotides. Lineage: Eukaryota; Viridiplantae; Streptophyta; Magnoliopsida; Solanales; Convolvulaceae. The record is from the annotation of a GenBank genome assembly.
AAGGGUCUCUUUGUCUAUUCGAAUCUCUCCUCACAUAUAGGUUCAUAUUUCUCUCUUAUUUCUUUGAAAAUAAUCAACGAAUUGUUGCACUUUCUUUCAAAAUCACAAACUGUUGCGCUUCCCGGAAUCGGAGCAUCUCAAAAUUCAACAAUUAUUUGAUAAACGGGUAAUGGAAGACGGCGAGACUAGACACAGACAAUAUCCUUCAUUGCCCAAGUACAUAUAUAUAUACGGAGCAUAAAAGAUGCUCCCUGUGGAGUAGUGACUGAUCUGAUGUAAUGGCGGAUUGUGGUGGUAGCGGUUCGGCAUCGGAAGAUGAAAGAAAAGAUUUCAUAAGUGCACUCCCAACAGAUCUAAAACAGAGAAUUUUAGAGUGUUUGGAUUGCACUCGAGAUGCCGCCAGAACCGCUGUGCUUUCAACCCAGUGGAAGGAUGUCUGGUUGCAGCUCAAAACGCUAUUGUUUGGUGAAAGCUUCUUCCGGCACGUUCGGAACAAUACCGCCGAAGUAAUUACUCAGAUUCUCUCCCGCCGUCUUGCUCCCGUGAAGAAAUUCAGCGUGCGAAAGGGGUUAAUCGACCCCGAAGGGCUGCAGCAAUCUGAGCUUCACCAGUGGUGUCUAUAUCUAUCUGAAAAUGACAUUGAGUAUCUGCACAUAUCGGUUCAAGCCCGUCUAAAGCUGCCGAUCUGUAUAUUCGCCUGCCCCACAAUUCGCCAUCUCGAACUUAGCCGAUUUGAUUUGGAUUGCGCCCUGCUGCUUAACUCUGGAUGUUUACUCCAAAACAUCAGUUCUUUGAUUUUCAAUGAAGUUAAGUUUCAAGGUAAUGUUGAGGACUGUGUUUCUUCUGUUAUAUUUUGACUGUGUUUAUAAUUGCCAGCGCACUGUGUGUAAAAGACUGUUAUUACUAAGCACAAUCGUUUAUAACAGAAUUUAAUAGAGGUAUUUUCCUAAAUAGGAGUAAAUCAAUUUUUAAUCGUCAAAAUAGGGCUAAAGUCAAAAAAAUUCCUAAAUAAGAGUAAUAAUAUGUAAUUGGACAAAAAUGCUCUUGAUGCUUGGAAGUGAUACUGCUGAGUGCUAAGACUGGAACACAGGGCCACCGCCUUUCGCCGGUCGUCGCCUACCGCCGCCGGUUUUCGGGCAUUUCUGUUGCCUCAAAAACUGGCUGCUGUUGUAGAUCUGGACACUGUUGAUGUAGAUCUGGCUAACGUUGUUGGAGAUCUGGAAAAUUCUAGCCCCCGUCGGCCGUCGAAGACUGCCCUUGCAGAUCUAGCCACUGUCGAACUAUAUUCGGCAUCUACUGUUGCAAAUCUGACCUCCUCAGUUUUAGAUUUGGUUGUUGCCGGUGUGAAUGUCAAGAUUUUUAUCUGAAUGACAUUAAUGGCAUUUGCAAAGAAAAAUACAAAUUGUUUUAAGACAAAGAAUGCCAUUUUGAUUGCAUUUUCAGAGUUGAACUUGACAUUUUAAGAUUUGAACUUGGCAUUUUUACCAAUCAAAGAAAAAGUACAGCAACUGCAACAAAAUGUAAUAGGGGAAGAAUGCCAAGUAAAGAUAUAUUAAUCUAAAUGGUUCCCUUUUCC